UAUAACGACUUGUAACAAAUCAGUGAUACAAGAAUCAGCCCACGUCUAACUUCCUCAUUACUUUUCUUCAACUAGUAUAUAUGUAUAUGCUUGUUCUACUUCUACCAGCCAUUGGAUAGUAGAGAAGGGAAAGUAAAACAGAAAAAGUGGGUCAAUUUUUUUCAUCAAGAAAAUCAAAAAUGGGUCGAUUGAGGGGCUUGUGUGUGUUGACUAUGGCCAUCAUAGUAAUUCUCAGUGGAGCUCAAGGGCAACUAGUAGAGAACUUCUACGGUAUUACUUGUCCAAAUGUGGAAUUCAUAGUUCAGCAGGCCGUGUCUACAAAGUUCAGCCAGACUUUUGUAACUAUUCCAGCAACUCUGCGUCUCUUUUUCCAUGAUUGCUUUGUUGAGGGAUGUGAUGCCUCUGUUAUGAUAGCUUCACCAAAUGGAGAUGCGGAAAAAGAUUCCUCAGAUAAUAUUUCACUUGCAGGAGAUGGUUUUGACACUGUGGUAAAGGCAAAAGAAGCAGUAGAGGCUAUGUGCCCUGGAGUAGUAUCAUGUGCAGAUAUCGUAGCGAUCGCCGCCAGAGACGUUGUAGUGCUGGCUGGAGGCCCUUCAUACAAUGUAGAAUUGGGACGUCGUGAUGGACUAAUCUCCAAGGCAUCUCGGGUUGCUGGAAAUUUGCCAGAACCACACUUCAAUCUCAAGCGGUUGAAUACUAUGUUUGCCAAACACAAUCUCAGCCAGUUUGAUAUGAUAGCACUUUCAGGGGCACACACACUUGGCUUCUCUCAUUGUGACCGUUUUGCAAACCGUCUCUACUCAUUUACCCCAUCCAACACCGUUGACCCUUCUUUGGAUCAAGAAUAUGCUAAACAACUUAUGCAAAUGUGCCCUCAAAAUGUAGAUCCUUCCAUUGCUAUAAACAUGGACCCUGUGACUCCCCGAACCUUUGACAAUGAGUAUUACAAGAAUCUGGUUGGAGGAAAAGGUUUGUUCACCUCAGAUCAAGUGCUUUUCACUGAUAAAGCGUCUCAAGGCACUGUUAGUGACUUUGCUAAUAAUGCUUUUGACUUUAAUGGAGCUUUUGUCACUGCAAUGAGAAAACUCGGAAGGGUUGGUGUCAAAACUGGUAACCAAGGUGAAAUAAGACUGGACUGCACAAGGUUCAACUCAUGAGGUCCAAGUUCUGCCUUCAACAAAAGGAAAAAAAAUGCUACUGUGUAAAUCCAUGUUAGAAGUCUGAAGAGUGCAAAUAAUUUGUUUUUUGCAGUAUUUGAUGUAAUUGGCUAAAUAAAUCACAUGUAUAAGGUCUAGAGAUUGGAUUUCUUUUGAAUUUUUGCGAUCA
This is a messenger RNA of Lycium ferocissimum, 1326 nucleotides long. Its product is annotated as peroxidase 55. Gene Ontology annotation, biological process: response to oxidative stress; hydrogen peroxide catabolic process. The coding region runs from base 180 to 1157 and encodes 325 amino acids. The transcript is spliced from 3 exons. Gene Ontology annotation, molecular function: peroxidase activity; heme binding. The record is from RefSeq and is a predicted model, not a curated record. Lineage: Eukaryota; Viridiplantae; Streptophyta; Magnoliopsida; Solanales; Solanaceae.